GUUUCUCAAGGGUUCGUACAGAACAAGAGAGCAGACCUGCUGAGUAAGAGGAGUGAAAUACCGCUACCUUACAUGCACCAAUGCACCAAGGUAUUGAUGGAAGGCUGCUGGUUACAUCAAGUCUUUUAAGUUGUAGUCAGACAAGGGGAGUGUUUAGUGAAGCUUCAGCCCGAAAAAGAAAAACUGAAAACCGAUAAUUUGGAGCUUAAAGCAUAAUGAUCCUAAAGGAUAAGUGCACACUAGCUUCGGUUAUAUUUUUCAUAUCGGUGAAGACUGUUUUGCCGGAAGACGAUUUCGCAUCAGAGUGGUUUUCUAAGGUGUCUGAUCCCAAAUUUCAGUGCUCCGCCUCCAGUUACGAAGACACUGAACCUAGUGAUGAUCCCAACGUUCAAGAGAUAUAUAAAAUUGCCAAGGAUUGCAAAGAAUUAGAUGCUCGAUGGGAUUAUAACUUUAAAAGUAAAUCCAAGGUCAAGAAAAAUGGAAUGUUCGAAGGAGUUGCGAGUAUUUCUAUGGCAGAGAAUGUCAAAAGAGAUUUGAGACCAGAGCACAACAACUACAAGUUCGGAUUUCGGUAUAACAAAUGCAUCAUCCCAUUUGACCAAAAUAUCAAGAAAAUCAGUGGAAGGUUCGUGAACGACAAGUUGGAGGGACAUGUACGAGUGGAUUUUCAUUCCGGAUCGUUUGCACUUGGCUAUGCUAAAGGAUCCAAGUUUGUGGGGACACUCCGAUGGUUCGGGGAAGAUCGCAAGCUCUUGAAGUUAGAGUAUGUAGGGAAACAACCCUCCAAGCAAAGUCAAGAGGAACCGUCAACAGUAUUGCUUUUGAUUCAAGACGAAUACAAAAUGAAACGCUUGUUAACGCAACAAUCUUCGUUGGUCGGAAGAACUUUACUCACCGACAAUUUCCAACCACUCAUCUCUUGCGAACAAGAAUCGGAGGAAAUCUUUCAUCAAUGUUAUGUCAUUGAAAAAGUUCGGUCAAAGAUCAACGAUUGCUCAAUCGAUUUGAAGCAAAUUAGCCAGCCCGAAAGCGAUGCCAAAAAGACAUUCUCAUGGAAUCUCAAAUCAGACCACAAGGUAUGGCAUGGUCAGAGCAAAUUCAAAGAAUGCUCCCCGGAAUGGGAAACAGAGGCCAUCACGGAUGGCAUAAGAAAAUGGAUAAAAUCAAUGGAAAACGAUAAGAGCGAUCCAUUUUGGGCUGAAACUUUUGAAAACAGAGAGCCUUGGAUUGAAAACUCUGAGGGACUACCGAGUACAAUCUCACUUCGGUUUCCUGAUCUUCAAGGGCGCAAUUUUGCCUCAGAUCCUCAUUAUGGCAUAAAAAUUACCACACAACAUGGCGACAGUCUCAAGAUCGUUAAGGAAAAUUGGACCGAAAAGGAUCGAAUGGAAUUUGUGGCACAAACAAAGAGCAACGACUGGCUACAGACCCUCGACAUUGAAGGAAGGCUGAUCAAUUUCAAUACGGACAACCCCUUGCUUCGACUCAAGGAACCCUCAAACAAGAACUUUUAUGUCCAGGGAAAGAUACGAAAUGGCCAACUGCAUGGAAAUGUACGCAGAUUUGGUCGCUACAUUACAGAUUCCCAAAGCUUAUGCUCGACGACGAUCUUCUCCGGAUUAUCCUUCGUGGGACGAUACGACAAUGGCCAAAUCACUGGGCCCAUGUGGCGCUUCGUGGUGGGUAAUGGAGCCAUCUAUGGCAUUGCCGAUGAGAAUGGACGGUUAACCGGGAAGCGUAUUGCCUUCAUCUAUCCUGACCUAGAGACGGUCUAUCUGGGCGAAUUUGACAAUGGUAUCAUGGUCAAAGGACAACAAUCUGCCAUCACUGGGUAUCGUUGCGUAAAUGGGAUUUUGGAACUGAAGUUUUCCGAACCGUCGGGGCCGUUUUUUCAUUUCAAAGCUCCAACCAACGAAACAUUUGGAGAUCAGCCGCUCCUUACCGAUAUUUUGGAUGACAAAUACAUCAUUGUCAAGGAAUCAAAGGUGGAGCAUGAAGUGGCCGAUGAAGGGGCUUUUGCGACCAGAGACAUUCCCAAGAGCACCACAAUAACUCUCUAUUCGGGGAUGUAUUUUACUAAGCAACAAAUUGAAUUGUAUAACAAUAGAACGGCUGCAGCUCGAGCCGCUAGGAAUGCCACGGCGGACGACAUGUGGUACGACUCCAAAUAUCAUGGGAGCAUGCCUGAAUGCCAAGGUGCAACAAUCACAAUUCCAGCGCAUUUGGGCUCAAUGGAUAGUUAUCGCGCAACUCUUGGUCACAAACUCAAUCACCAAUUCAAACCUAACUGCGCUUAUGGAGGAGUUCUCGACUCUCCUCGCUUUGGGUUCAUCCGAGCUUUUUUCACCCUGCGAGACAUCAAAAAAGGAGAGGAACUUUUUAUCAAUUAUGGCUACAGCACUGAAACGGGACCAAAAUGGUAUACGGAACUCUAUAAGAAAAUGCUUGAAUCUGGCGAAAUUGAGACAGAUGUUCCCAAACCAAAUCCCUUUGGAAUGCUAGAAAUAGAUGAAUAGACACACUCGUACCAAUAUUUCAUUGGAAGAUCUAUAUUGAUAAUGCGAUUGUGAAUACAAAAUAUCAAAUCAUUGAUAGGCAAUAAAGAAGCCAAAUUAACGUCUACAGAAUUACUCUACCACUGGCUAGGCCUUUUCAUUCUCCUCUCCCUCCUCUCGUUGCGGACAACCAAACGGAAAAAUACCAGAAUACGAUCUAAGAUGCCUGACUUUAACAAAAUAUUUUAGGCUGAACAACUUGUUA
Messenger RNA from Tigriopus californicus, 2760 nucleotides. RefSeq lists its product as uncharacterized. NCBI's taxonomy places the organism in Eukaryota, Metazoa, Arthropoda, Copepoda, Harpacticoida, Harpacticidae. Bases 216 to 2516 code for a protein of 766 amino acids. The record is from RefSeq and is a predicted model, not a curated record. Gene Ontology annotation, molecular function: protein binding. The transcript is spliced from 3 exons.